AGACGGAGUUUCACUCUUGUUGCCCAGGCUGGAGGGCAGUGGCGCGAUCUCAGCUCACCGCAACCUCCGCCUCCCGAGUUCAAGCGAUUCUCCUGCCUCAGACUCCCGAGUAGCUGGGAUUACAGGCAUGCACCACCAGGCCCCGCUAAUUUUGUACUUAUAGUAGAGACGGGGUUUCUCUGGCUGGUCCGAACUUCCGACCUCGUGUGAUCCACCCGCCUCCGCCACCUAAAGUGCUGGGAUUACAGGCGUGAGUCACCGCGCCCGGGCCAGGCGGGAGCUUUAGGUCUUAUUUUAUCUUGCUCUGCCCCCGACAUCGUGGUGGGAGGGGAACCUUCCUCAUAUCUGGGCGCUGGCCUCUCCGGGCUUGGGAGAGAGGAACUCAGUGAUCAUAGAGCUGGCCGAAUGCCGGGGUAGAGGGGACCGGAAGUUGUUUUUUUCGCCCCCGCCCAGCGGCCGGAUAGCAUCUCAGCUGGUUGGCUUUGGUUAGAGCUCCCGUCAGACUUUCGUUCGGCCCUAGGAUUUGGUAGCCCCGAAGUGUGGGCUCUCUCCAGUACCAGACUCAUUUCAGUACCAGCCUUUGGGAAGUCGUGUGAAUACCUCGGUCUCUUAGCCACAGGGACAGAAUGGCGGCCUGACGGAGCCGCGGCGCCGGCCAAGUCGCUGAGGCGCGAGCUGGAACCCCCAGACCAGCUCAAACGGGAGCCAAAACUCGAAGCUUGGAAGAAUUAGCAGGAAAUGGCGGAUGAGGCGUUGUUUUUGCUUCUCCAUAACGAGAUGGUGUCUGGAGUGUACAAGUCCGCGGAGCAGGGGGAGGUGGUGAGUGCUGCCACACGCCCUUGAGGUCCUUUUGCGGUGACACACCUUGUUUCCCCUCAGUGCUUUCCUUCAACCCCUGUCCCAUCGCCACCCGACGCCUCCCGAGGUGUACACAAAAUGGUCCACCUCCAGGAAAACGGACGAUGUAUUACUAAGCUGGAAAACAUGGGGUUUCGAGUGGGACAAGGAUUGAUAGAAAGGUUUACAAAAGAUACUGCAAGGUUCAAGGAUGAGUUAGAUAUCAUGAAGUUCAUUUGUAAAGAUUUUUGGACUACGGUAUUCAAGAAACAAAUCGACAAUCUAAGGACAAAUCAUCAGGGCAUCUAUGUACUUCAGGACAACAAAUUUCGCCUGCUUACUCAGAUGUCUGCAGGAAAACAGUAUUUAGAACAUGCAUCUAAGUAUUUAGCAUUUACAUGUGGCUUAAUCAGAGGUGGCUUAUCAAACUUGGGAAUAAAAAGUAUUGUAACAGCUGAAGUGUCUUCAAUGCCUGCUUGCAAAUUUCAGGUGAUGAUACAGAAGCUGUAGAACAUACUGAAAUGCAAGGCUUCAACAGUGUAAAGAGAUAAAUUAUUCAUGUAAAAGUAUUUCAAGUAGUGAUGAUUUAAUUACAUUGUUCGAUGUUUGUACAGGAGUAAGCAUGUAUUUUUAUCAAUUUAAUACAGAUCAAAGGAGAUGAAGGGACAUUCUGCCAUGACAUACACUUAACCAAAACUAUUCAAAAUGAAAACCUGAUUUCAAAUAACCAGAGACCAAGAUGCAGGGCCCUUAUUUUAAACCUUUUUAUUUGGUUAGAGUGAUAUGUAUUUAGCCAUAGAUGGAGAAACAAAGCUCAGGGUUUGUUGAAUUAGCAUGAGAGAAAAUUAUGUACCAACAGAAUUAUUUGUGAGAAGAAUGAACAAAUUUUGACAAAGUAUGAAUUUGUUUUAUUUUAAAAAGCAAACAUACUAAAUUUUUUUAUUUUAUUGCUUAUAAUUUAUUAAGAAUGUUUACACCUGUAUAAGGAUUUCAUAUAUACAUUGUAUGUGUGUAUAUAUAAAUACAUAUAUGACUGCCUAAAUUGUUUAUAAAUUUAAUUUUUCUUUAAUAGGUUUCAUUCCUUCAGAGCUCCAUUAAUGUAAUCAAAAUGAAAUAUAGAUUAGUUUAAAUGUGAAUUCAGUGACUCUAGGGCCAAAGAAUGUUAGGUAUGUUUGGAAAGAAUUUUUGUAUUUAUUCCUGUUACAGUUUUGACUUUCAACUUCUCUCCCCAUGCAUGGAAGUCCUGGUAAAGGGUCUAACAUCUUUAUUCCCUUCUUUCCUCUUCCAGCUGAGCAGAGUUGGAUAAUUGAAUUAGUCAUUCUGACAUUCUUUGAACCAUAUCAUCUUAGUGGUUUGGGGUCAGUGCUCAUCUGAUAUAUCUUUCUUACCACCUCUUCUACUUACUUUCUCUUACUUAAAUUAUCUGACAUAAGCAGUUAUCUCCAGCUUUUGUUAGAAUCUUGCAUGUUGAUUACUAAAACUAUACUUUGUUUCCCAUUUAUUUAUUACCCUUUUGCAUGUAUUUGUGUGACAGGGAACUCUGCAGCAGGGGGUGACUGACACACCAAACAAGAUGUUUCAGUGGGUACUCUGCCAUAGAAAUGGCAGAUUAAGAAGAUUGACUAUACCAAACAUUAUAUUAAAAACACGAAAUAAAAACUAUAAAAAUGUACUUUAGGACAUUAAAGAAAACUCAAGUUAGAAGCAUACCAUUUUCCUUUCAUGGAAGGGUACAGUAUUACAAAGAUAAUUUGUUUAACUUGAUUUAUUAAAUUCUAGUUGUGUGCCCUAUAAUGAUGUUUCAGUCAGUGACAGACCUCAUAUAUGGCAGUGGUUCCAUUAGAUUACAAUACUGUAUUUUUACUGUACCUUCUUUAUGUUUAGAUAUGCAAGUACUUACCAUUGUGUUACAGUGUCCUACAGUAUUCACUACAAUAAUAUGCUGUACAGGUUUGUAGCCUAGGAGCAAUAGGCCAUAGCUUAGGUGUAUAGUAGAUCAUACCAUCUAGGUUUGUGUAAGUACAUUCUGUGAUUGUACAAUUUUAAAAUCUCCUAAUGAUGAUGCAUUUCUCAGAAUGUAUCCCCUUUGCUAAGCAAUGCAUGACUGCAAUCCUAAUUCUCACAUGUUUUGGGGAAAAAAUUUUAAUUUUGAAAAAAUUUAGGAAAGUUCCUACCAAAUAUACGUGUAUAAAGUUUAUUAAAAGUCAUAAUGACCCAGGAAUAGCUAAUGACACAGAAGUAGAUCAAAAUAGAAUACAAUAGAGAACUUCAAAAUAAAACAGAUGUGGGAAUUGUGUGUGUGAAAAAGGUGGGUUCAAAUAAGUUGGUUUGUUAGACAUUCAUAUGCCUACCCAUCAGCCAUUUCGUUCUCCCUUCCUUGCUGACAAAGCCCCAUUUUUUUUUUCUUUUUUUUUUUGGUCUAAAACUCUGUAUGGCUGCCUUGUGCUGUAGAAUAGGGUGCUUCCCUAGCCUAGAGAGGGUGAGUGUUGAUUAGAUUCUGUGCCAAUCAUGGUAAUUGGCUUACUUGAUCAUUAGAUGGAAUUUAGGCUAAUGAGACAAAGGAAGUCUGAAGGCUUUGAAUAAGAAAUUUUCUGUUGCUCUUAAUAAUUGAUACAAGAUAGGGAUUUGCCGGCAUCCCUCUUCUGCUUUUCAGUGAAGAUAUGUGUUAUGGAUGUUUGAAGCUAAUCUGCAACAGCCUUCUGAUGGCCAUGAAAGGACAAGUAUGGAGAUGAAAGCUAUCACACUGAGGAUAGUGGGAUGUAGAUAGAAAGCACCUGAAUUGUGCUUCUGAAUUAACCAAUCCGGGAACUGCUUUACCUUUGGACUUUUUGUUAUGUGAGAUAUUCUUUAUAUUGUUCCAUUUGCUUUGGGUAUAUGUAUAUUGUUACUUGUAGCCAAAAAGAAACCUCUCUUAGUAGAAACAAAGGGAGAGUUAGGUUAUUCAAAAAAUAGUAUGAGACAAUUGAAUAUCCCUUUUUCUGCGGCAGUAGGUGGGGAGAAACUUAAAGGUUCACUUGUAAAACAAUAAAGUACUAAAGAAUAUGUGAUAA
Messenger RNA from Gorilla gorilla gorilla (western lowland gorilla), 3887 nucleotides. RefSeq names its product trafficking protein particle complex subunit 6B (gene TRAPPC6B). NCBI's taxonomy places the organism in Eukaryota, Metazoa, Chordata, Mammalia, Primates, Hominidae. The transcript has 6 exons. Gene Ontology annotation, cellular component: TRAPP complex; trans-Golgi network; cis-Golgi network. The coding region runs from base 937 to 1347 and encodes 136 amino acids. The record is from RefSeq and is a predicted model, not a curated record. Gene Ontology annotation, biological process: regulation of GTPase activity; endoplasmic reticulum to Golgi vesicle-mediated transport.